AUGGACCUCUGCCCGCAUCAACUGGCAGCGUCGGCGCCCCCAGCUGUCAUUGGCGGGGUCGCCCUCUUCUUCGUGUCUGUCCUAACUCUUUGCUCCGUGAGACCUGUGUAUCGUAGAUCCCACCGAUCGGAGAUUCCAUACCGAGACCAAGAUGGAUCUGCAACAGCCGAGUCCGAGAAGAAAGCGCUGACAGCAGGGAGAAAUGCUAGCGGUUGCGCUCUACUUGUCAGCUCCGUGGGGCUUGCCGCCAGUGCCAAUGGUGGAUUGAAAGGACUACCAAGGCUACGAGAAUCGGGAUUUGGAAGAGAGGCGUUGGAUUUUAUUCUCCUUGUCCUGAUUUCGAUUCAGGUUGCUUCCACCUACUCUGCUAAGGCUUGCUCUGAGCGCUAUAGAUUAGCGCGCGCAACGGUACUGAGUUCCGCCAUUGCCCUAAUCUGCGCGGUGUCCGCUGCUUCAACCAAGGAGACUGGGCCACAUGAGUUGGCAAAAUUUGGUCUUCUGGCAAUGCUUGCCAUUAUACUGUCAUGUGUCCCAAAGAAACCCAAGAUCUAUCUGCAAAAUACUGCAGUAGUGAACCGCAAUGGCGCCUCUCUCUUGUCAUGGAUCACCUUCUCGUACGGUUUCUUGCAUCAAAAGUCCACCGCUCGCCUCCCCACAGAACUCAGUUUGGACAAUGUCCCCGCUGUAGACUCUUCGUUUCGCACCGAAACUCUGCGUAAGCGAUUUGGCGAUGUCAGAGCUGGCGAUAGAAUAUGGCUUCGCUUGCUUCGAUUCUGCCAAGGUCCUCUUUUACUUCAGUGGUCGUUUGUAUUGCUCAAGGCCAUAGCGGAGUUUGGGAGCCGAUAUGCGCUGUUCAAUUUGCUUCAAGGCAUGGAGAACAAUGAUGCACCGGGCUCCAACUCUGAACUCUGGAAAUGGGUGGGUGUUAUGCUUUUGGGCAUGCUGUCGGGUGCAGUCGCAGAUUCGUGGCUAUACUGGGUUACCUCCGGUGUACUGCACGCGACGGUCGUGUCGGCACUCGACGCAUUAGUAAUUGGAAAAAUGAUGCGGAGAGAAGAUAUGAACGACUCAAACGAGAAGUCCGACAAGUCAUCCAGUAGCGGAGAGAUGUUCAGAGAUACAUGGUCCAUUGCGAGAGCCGUCUUGGAUGACUACCACUUCCCUUUGGCUGCACUGAAGAUCUUGCUCGACAUUACUUACCUUUGCCGUCUGCUUAGCGUCAGAAGCCUGCUCAUCGGCAGCCUCUUCCCUGUCGCUACGACACUUCUCUCCAAACGCUUGGCCCAACAGCACCAAGCGCUUCAAAGAGGCCAAGUCGCAUCGCAGCGCAAAAACACCAGUUCUCUCAUCGAAAUGCUUCAGACGCUCCACCAUAUCCGUCUCUCAUCCCUGGAGCACCUCUGGAACCGUAAGCUCCUGAAUUCCAUUGCGGACAUGCAGCACCAUCGUUGGGAGACCACCAUCGCUCUUGAGAAGCUCAACUUCUUCUCUAAUCUCGGCCCCAUUCUUCUAGCUUCUGUCGCUAUAUCGGUCCAUACAAUUGAAAGCGGCCAGCUGAGUCCUGCUGUGGCGUUUACAGCACUGAGCUUUUUUAGCAACCUGCAAGGCAUUUUCGCAGAGCUUCCCGCCAAAGCCGCGACACUUCACAAGUCAUGGAUAAGCCUUCAGGGGCUACAAAAGUUCGUGAACUAUCCGGACCAGAUCAAAUCAGCAGUGGUCACCGAUAAGGUGAUUUUGGAGGCGGCCUCUUUGGCGUGGCCAGGACAAACUGGCAGCGACAAAAAGGCGUCUUUUGAGCUUACGAGCGUUGACCUCUGCUUUCCGAAAUCCGAACUUAGUGUUAUUGUAGGGCCGGUUGGGUCUGGCAAAAGCUUACUAUUAUCUGCACUGCUGGACGAAGCUUCCAUUACAGCUGGGCGGCUCGGGAGGCCCAGCGUUGGUGAAGCUGUUCAAGAUGGCUUGGUACCAGGGUCGACUGCCUACGUUGCGCAGCCGCCGUGGAUUGACAACUGCUCAAUUAGAGACAACAUCGUGUUUGGAUUUUCGUUUAAUCAAGAGCGCUAUGACAGAGCUCUACAAGCUUGUGCUCUCAUCCAAGAUCUUGAGUCCCUCGCAGAUGGCGAUACGACGAUCGCAGGAGCCGGGGGUUCCUCCUUGAGUGGCGGCCAGAAGUGGCGCGUGGCCCUAGCAAGAGCAUUCUACUCCCCAGCAGAACUUCUGAUCCUCGAAGACGUUCUUGGAGCGGUUGAUACACCGAUAGCGAAUUGGAUUUGCAGGCACGCACUCGCAGGUGAUGUUGCGACAGGGAGAACCAUCAUUCUCGCGACGCACCGUCCUGAGUUCUGCAUCGAAGCGGCACGAUACGUUGUCACCGUCAAAGAUGGAACUGCUGUUGGGAAAUCGCAAGUUCCUGACCUUUCAAAGAUUAAGUUUUCCGCAACUGUGUCUUCAGAUGCGCAUACUACCAAGGCCGAGGAAACUGCUGCUAAGCCUCCUAUGUAUCCGGCAUACGACUUUACCUGGCCGGUGCUUUUAUUACGUAGCGAGUCGAGCCAAAGCACAGCCGCCCUCUGGAACGUGUCACUCUAUCUUUUAAUCUCCAUUGUCAAUGUUGUGGCUCUCACAUCUCAAGCUCUUGUUUUCGCUACGGCCGGGAUGGCUGCCUCGAGGUCUAUCUACGAGAGCUUGAUUCAAAGUGUCUUGACAGCCACCUUAUCCUGGAUAGACUCGACACCAUUUGGGCAGCUCUAUCAGAUAAUUGAUACGGACAUGCAUGUAAUUGAUAAUUUGAUUGCACCUGCAUUCAAUGGCAUCCUGGGAACACUUAUCAAUCUUGGAACCAUUAUUGCCGUCAGUCUCUACUCCAAUCGUUUUACAGCAAUCAGCGCGGUCACAAUAUUAGCGGUGUAUGCGUACAUAGGGCCUAAGAUGAUCCAGUCGGGCGGAAGGUUGCGACCACUUCUCGGGCCAGCCUCUCAUCCAGUCGACGACCACACCAACGCCAUGAUUAUUGGACGAGCUACUAUUCGCGCAUUCGGCCGAACUCCGCUGUUUAUGGAGCGCUAUUGCGGCUUGGCCGACAAUUUCUCCAAGGUUGGGAUACACAUCCAAAUCGGAAACUGCUGGACGCUCAUACGAUCAGGCGCUCUGGGCUGCGCUUUUGUGGUUACAACAGCGGCGGCUAUGGUCUACAACAACGUCGAUGCGGCAACAGCUGGAUUUACCAUUACCUUGGCUCUUCAGAUGAAAGGCACCUUGUCGAAGCUCUUGAAUCAGGUUUCUGCCAUUCGCAUGGGCAUUACAGCCGCUGACCGGGUGAUUGCCUUGACAGAGGUGCCGACGGAGACAGACACAGGAAGACGGGUCGCAGACUGGCCAUCUCGGGGGACUGUGGAGAUCAAGGGAGUCACAAUGAAGUAUGGACCAGAUUUACCACCGGCGCUCAAGGACGUGUCGCUUUGUGCACCGUCUCGGCAGCGAAUUGGCAUUGUUGGACGGACCGGUGCUGGAAAAUCCAGUCUCACCAAUGCGCUCUUGCGAUUUGUCCCUGUCACUGACGGCCAGAUUUUUAUUGACGGCGUGGAAGUUGCCGAAGCAUCUCUGCAUCAGCUUCGCAGCUCUGUCAGGCUCAUUCCCCAAGACCCUGUGCUUUUCUCCGGCACGCUCCGCGCCAACAUUGAUCCAUUCGCGGAGAAGACGGAUGAGCAGGUUCAAUCCGUCCUGGAGCGUGUGCGCCUCGCCCGUGCCAAACCGACCCAGCCAUCAGAGAAGGCGCCCGCGCUCGGCUUGGACACAAACAUCGAGUCCGGCGGCACCAACCUGUCGCACGGCCAGCGCCAGCUGGUCUGCCUCGCACGUGCCAUCUUGGCGCAGUGCCGCGUUCUUGUUCUUGACGAGGCCACAAGCGGAAUGGACGAGGCUACCGACUCGGCCAUUCAGAAGAUCAUCGCCGAGGAGUUUUGCGAUGCUACGGUGAUUGUCGUUGCGCACAAGCUGCUGACGGUAGCCGGCUUUGACAAGAUUGUUGUCAUGAGCCAGGGCCAAGUGUUCGAGUCAGGGUCUCCAGCAGAGUUGUUGGAAAAUAAGGGCAUGUUUUGGGACAUGGUAGCUUGUAGCGGUGAGCAGGCCAAGAUCGAAGCUGCGGCGAGGAAAGUCUAG
Messenger RNA from Akanthomyces muscarius, 4158 nucleotides. RefSeq lists its product as uncharacterized. Gene Ontology annotation, biological process: transmembrane transport. The record is from RefSeq and is a predicted model, not a curated record. NCBI's taxonomy places the organism in Eukaryota, Fungi, Ascomycota, Sordariomycetes, Hypocreales, Cordycipitaceae. Bases 1 to 4158 code for a protein of 1385 amino acids. Gene Ontology annotation, cellular component: membrane. Gene Ontology annotation, molecular function: ATP binding; ATP hydrolysis activity; ABC-type transporter activity. The transcript has 6 exons.